Zonotrichia albicollis (white-throated sparrow) is the source of this 7875-nucleotide messenger RNA. NCBI's taxonomy places the organism in Eukaryota, Metazoa, Chordata, Aves, Passeriformes, Passerellidae. The record is from RefSeq and is a predicted model, not a curated record.
AGCAGCGGAUGCCAGCAGAAAGCGUCUCCAGAAAAAAACCCAAAACAUAUGUCUCCCUUCAAAAGAAAAAUCUGCUUUUUCACAGCUACAAAGGAUUGAAAACAAAUUUUGUCAUCAAAUGUGGAGCUGUGCCAAAUCACAGGCAGCCAGAAGAAAGCUUUGGCACGGAAAGAGCUUUGAUGGCGAGAGGAAGAAAGAUGAAACAGCUUUGAGUGAGAGAAAGAGCAACGAGAUUGUUCCAGCCCAAAGAGAGAGAAGCUCUGCUGUUCCCUCCCCUGCUCACUCACAGACCUGCUUGCCUGGGAGCCCUGCUGUGAUCUCUGGCCCAUCCAGAAUGUCCCCUCUGUCCCCCAGGGCAGCCUCAGGACGCUGCAGGAAUUGGGCAGCGCAUGGAAAAGGCUCAGCUGGGACAUGGGUGCCUGCAAAGAGCCUGCACAGCCCAAGAAGGGACAAUUUCAGGGAGCUGGGAGGUUCAAGAGGAUUCCCAGCACAGAAGGAGGAAUCUCCCUGCUGCCUGCACGGCCCACCUUGCUGCCCUGCAGGGAGCAGCCCCUGCUCUGUCACUCCUGUGCCCAUGGCUCUCCUGCUUCCCACAUCCCUCCUGGCAGCAGCCAGCAAGGCCAGAGACCAGAGGCUGGAAGGGCUGUGGGGAAAAUCACCCCAAAAUAAGUUAGAGCAACUCAAGAAGAGGAUCCAGGAGCAGAAGAGAAAGCAGCAAGCAGCACCCCGGGAGGAGGAGCGCCUGAUUUUUGUUAAAGACCCCCUGCCAAAGAGAGCCCUGAAAAGAAAGGUUUGCAGAGUGGCCUCUGCUCCUCCUGCUCCAGCUCACAGAGACCAAAGAGAGAGAAGCUCAGCGUGGAGAAUUCAAAGAGAACACCAGAGGCAGCUUUCAGCCAAGUCCUGUGUUCUGGAGAGAGCAGUGGCAGGGAAAGGUGUGAAUCUACCUGGAGUUACAGCAUGGAGAGAAGGUCAGAAGUUGGCCAGAAGGCUGCUGGGUCCAGCCCCUCCCCUUCCACAUUUGAGGAGCAGAACUGCAGAGCAAAGCACAGCAAAGACCUUUGAACCUUUGGAAGGAGGUGGAGGAUUUGGGGCAAUGCCAGUGAUGGAAAAGAGCUCCAGAGUGGAGGGAAAUGAAGCUGUGGGGAGGAGCCCUGGAGCCCAAAGCGCUGUGGUGGCUCCCAGCAAGGCUGGAAGGGGCAGCAAUGCCCCCACAGAGGGCACAAACCAAGCCCUCAGGAACCUCCCCUUGCAAUGGCAGUCCUGUGAGGAACACAGACAUAUCAGGCUCCCCAGGGAGGCUGUGAAACACCAACCCCAAGGGAUCCAUUCUCCUCCCCCUGGACUUUCAUUAAGGAAAGAUGGCGCCAAGCCCAGCGCCUCAGGAAGCUGCAGCAGAGGAAACAGUGCAGCUCCUCAGAGACAGAAAGAGUCUGAGAAAGAAAACCUUGAGCAGCCUUCAAAGAGGAGGGCAAACCUUAAAAAACCUCACCCUUACAGCCCUGAAAGCGUUCGGGAAUUUAUGUAUCGGAAAAAGGCAGAGAGAAAGAGAAAACUCCUCAAAGAGAAAAAGGCUCUGGCACAGGCUGAGGAGAUGAAAAGGAAGAGGUUGCAAGAAUUGUACAGGAGACAAAAAGAAGCUAUUGGGAAGAAAUUGUGUCCUGAUGAGAUGCACAAACCCCUAGGGAAAAUGGGUUCUGCCAAAGGAAAUCCUCAGAAUGAAUUGGAUCAAAGGCAAAGCAACGGGGGAGAACUGGAAAGGAAUUUCAUGGCCUGGGUGGAUGAAACAUCCUCUCCUCUGUCACCAGAAGAUCACAGAGGCAGGAAUCAACUCCUAGAAACAGCUCAAUCACCUAAAAAAGGAGAAGCAUCAGGUCCUGCAGCACCACUGGAAUCUGAAUGCUGGUUUCUCAGUCCUCUGAAAUGUGAAGACUUGAGGGACUGCUCUCCCCCAGCUCUGCAUUCACCUCCUCUGAGCUUUUCUGUUCCUCAGAAAGAUGCAAAACCUCCCUCCAAGGACUCAUCUGUUGGACUUUCUCCACAGAGAAGCAAACAGGAUCAAGUGAGGGCCAUUCAGAGUCUGUCCAGGGAACUUGCAGAAAAGAUUGACGUGGCAAGGAAGAGGCUGAGUGCAGCCAGCUGGGCUAAAGCCUCUGCUGACAAACAAUCCACAGGGACAGCUCUGGGCCUGCACAGUGGUCCUCCCUCUGCCCCAGCACCUGAGGCUUCCAGGGACAGGCAAGAGAGGACAAAGACUGCACAAAUGCCUCUGGACAGAGAUCCUGAAGGGCUUUGUGUGACACCCAGCAGGGAAUGCCAUGGGCUGGGCAGGACUGGCCUGCUGGGCACACAGGGGGAAAUGCCAGCUCCUCUGCCAGGUGGGAAUGCUGAGAGGGACGAAUUGCCCUGGAUCACUCCCUGUGCAGGACAGAGUCACCUCAGCUCUGCAGGAGAGCUGAGCAGCACCUUGCAAGGUUUCCCUGUGAAUAAGGGCUCCAAGGUGGACAUAAGUCUAUGGCAUGAAAGGCCAAUAACCAGCCCAGCCUCUCCAGCUCACAGAUUCCUCACUAGAAGCCCGCAGGGAGAGCUCACGGCACGGAGGGAUCAGUGUGGAUGUGAGACUGUUCUGAAAGUUCAGAACCAAGAGCAAAUGGCCAGCCCAUCUCCUGGAGAGAGCCUGAGCAUCUGGGACAGCCUGAGCUUCCAGCCCUCUGCCACUCUGAGCACUGAGCAGCACUUGGGUGAGGGAGAUUUUGGUGGCACAGAGCUGGAGGACAAACACAGGAGACACCUGGACAUUUUGAGUCAAACCUCCUUACUACUGGCUCACAAACUGAAGCUCCAGCAGCAGCAGCACAAACAUCGGCUUCUGGUGCUGAGGGAGAAGGCAAAGCAAGAGGUUGAGGAAAGCCACAGGUUUUUGAGGGGCCUGCUGCAGCUCAGUUCUGAGGCCAGCAGGAAUUCCAAAGGCAGUGCUCCUCCUGUGACAGGACCUGACCACAUAGAGCAGACACACAGAGGACACUGGCUGGAAGGUGACCUUGCUGCUGGCAGCUACAGGAGUAAUCAAGAGACGGGUUCACUGAGACACUCUGCAUUGAAGAUAGAAAGAGAUCCCAAUCCAGUGGAUCCCAAAAUACUGGGAGAAAGAAAACCUUUAGGAGGAGGAGGUUCAUGUUGCCCAGUGCUUCAAGGAGCAGAUCACAGGCACAGCCAUCACACCUCGAAUCUUUUGUCAUCUUGGGUGAAUCUGUCCCAUGGGGAGACCUGGGACAGCUCUGGGGACAGCAGUGACCAGGCCAGCUCCAACAGCCAGCGGAGUGCAGCCAUUCCACGCUUUGGAUGCUCCAGCACCUUCCAUGGUUGCAGCCUGGCCGUGGUGGAGCAGUGCCUGAGGGCAGAGGAGCUGCGGGCUCGGCACCAGGCAGUGCUGCUGCAGCUCCGGAGGAAAGCUCUGAGGGAGAGGGCCAGGGCCGAGCUGGCCUGGCUGGGCCACCGCAGACGUGUUCUGGAAAACCUGCAGGAUAGCACAGGAGCCUCUGCCAUGGCAGCAAAGCAGCACAAAGUCCUGAUGGAGCUGAAAUGGGAGCAGGCAGAAAUCCAGCACCUGAGAAACAUCCACAGGGCAGUCCAUCAAGAGAGGAAGCUUUUAUUAAAGCAGCAGAGAGAAAUCUUAAUGAUGCAGCAUUCAACAGCACAACUCCAGGAAAAGCUGCACAGUUUGGCUGGAGAGCAGGAGGUUGUGAAGUCAGGGAGUAAAGACAAUUGUGUCCAGCUAAAGCAUAAAAAGAGCAGGAAAUAUGAGGGCUUUUCUACUGAGAACAAGGAAUCACUGGUACAACACCAGAAACAGGGGGAGGAGUUGCCAGGUUUGGAGCAGUCCCUUAAUGCUCAGGAUGAUGUUUUCUUACCUCUGGAACCUACAAAUUCAGCUGGAAUGGAACCUAAAGCCACACUUGUAACAAGAAAAGGCCAGAAGUGUGUAUUUCUGGAAUCUGUGCUGGAGGAAAAGGCACUUCUUUCAAAUCCUGAUCCUAAACAUAAUGAAGAUAUUAAUCCAUGUGGCAGAAAGAACCCAGGGAAAGGCUUGGGGAUGCUUCCUACUUGGUGUAACUUAUGCCUGGUUCAGGAGGAAAACACUCUUGAAGGAACAGUUAAAGAAGUGGAAGUGCCUGUCCCUUCUGAGAUCCAUCAGGUGGAUGCCAGUCAGUGCUUGAAGCAUUUGGACCAUGUUUCUCAUGAAGCUUCUGAUGAACAAAAUUUAGAAGGAUUUUCUGAGGGAUUAACUUCCACUGAAUCAUUGUCCAGGUCAAAUAACUCCUUUUUGCAAUGUGAAGGUGCCAAAUCAGACUCUUCUCACUCAGGAUUUCAGAAAGUGUCUGCAGUUCGGAUCAGCUUCUCAAAAAGUUCCAUUUCAGACCCAGAAUUAGAGCUGAAGCAUGGAGAGGACACAGAUGUCAGUGUCCCAGAGGAGUUUGGCUGUGACAGUGGUGAUGUGUUUAAUAUCUCAAAAGAGAUGCCAAUAGCAAUAAGCAAUGGAAAGGAAACAUCACCUAGUGACAAACACAAUGAACGUGAGCUGCCUGAAGAUGACAGAGCUGAGACUUCAUCUCUCUCCCAGAAAUACCCUGGAGAUGUGUUGGGUCAUGGCUGCACUGACCACCUGCUUUCCUUCAUCCCAGCAGACAAAGCAAAUGCCUCCAGAGCUGAGUCAGCACAUUGCUCCCAGUCUGAAAACCCUUCUGAGGGAGUGGAUGAGCCACACCUGGGUGCCUCCCAAAGCUGCAGCAGACACAAGCCCUGUUCUCAGGAGAUGCCCACACUGGGAAAUGAGGCAGCUGCCAGCCCUUCAUGCACUGAUGCAACCUCCAGUAGUGAUAAGGGGCUCCCUCCAGCUGAUGAGGAUACCUUGUCAGAAGUGCUGUGUCCUCUGGGUGAAGUAUUGUCCUCUGGAAGUGCUGACUUGCCACCCUCUAACAAAAAGGAUUUGUCAUUUCCAGGUGAAGAUCUUCCUCCUCCCCCUUUAGGUGCAGAUGCAAUGAAAAAUAGUGAUCCUGCCUCCAGCACAGAUGAUUUCACAUCUCCACUGGAACAAAUGACAGGCUCAGAGUCUGCUCAGGGCAUGGAUGAAAAUCUAUCACUGGAAAUGGAUGCAUUACCCCCAUUACCUGAUAACACUGUGCCUGAGGAAUCUCCCCUGCUCAGUACAGAGACAAGUGGUGCUUUUUCAACCAAUGAUGGUUGUCUCUCACAACAAUCUAUUACAGCUCUUUCCAGCUGUUUAUCAGAAAACCUGCAUGGAGAGCAGGAGAUGCCUUUGCAGCAUUUGGAGUUUCUGCCUGUGUCAAAUACAGAUUCUUCUGGUGGAAGUACAAGUCCUGAAUUCCCAAUGAAACAAUGCAAAAUGCGUGAAAAGCUGCCCAGUGCUGAGGAGGACAGUGAUGACCCAUUAUCAUCAUUUGAAAUUGGGGACAGAGCGGUGAUGAAGCAGAGCCAGCCUGGAACUCUGAUGUUCAAAGGCCAGACUCAUUUUGGCAGUGGCCACUGGGCUGGAGUUGCACUGGACAAAGCUGAAGGUGACAAUGCUGGAACUGAUGAAGGGGUGAAGUAUUUUGGGUGUGCUCAGCACUGUGGGGUCUUUGUCAGACCUGAUGAGAUUUCACACCUGUUUGGGGUUAACAAAAACAGCUCCAGUUGCAUGGGGAAUGAAGACUCUGACUCCUGUGAUGAUGAUGACUCCCUCAGAGGAGACUGCAAAUAUUCUGGAGAUGAUGAGCAGAGAGUGGGGUUUGCAGAGGAGAAAUCAGAAGACACAAACAGUGCAGGAGGUUCAGAAGUGAAAGAAAACCAGUCUGGGUUACACAGUGCCUUGCUGUGUGGAAAAGGGCAGAAGUUUCCCCAUUCCAACCAGUGUAACUGUAAUGAAUUCCUCUGUCAAAAGAACUUAACGUGCUUGGGAUCAGAUAAAGAAAAACCAGAACUGGCACAAAUAAAACAAACUACAUUUGCAGAUGCUCUUCCAAAGAAAAGCAAGACAGAUGAGGUAAACACAAGCAAAAAUAUUUGUUGCUUGGUAGAGGAUCAGAAAAGAAUUAAACUUGCUGAUGAUAUUGCAAGUGAACUCAGUAAAAAACUUCUGUUUGACAUUUUAAUUGCAUUUUCUGAAACAGCUCAACACAAAUAUAAAAGUGCCUUUGAAAAAGACAUGAUGAAUUAUGGCAAAGGCCUGAGGCAAGAAGACAAUCAGAAACCAUUUCCCCUCAAAGAAAAUUCAGCUGCUGCCUUAUCUGAGCCAUCAGCAAAGGUUUCUGAUGUUUCACUGGGUGAUUUUGAUAUGCUUUGCAUUCAUGGUUGUCACACAGUAACAGACAGAAUUGUAACUAAAUUUAUAGAUGAUGCAGUUAAAGAAUAUAAGAAGAUUAAAAGAAAACACAGAUCAAAAGCAGACAAGAUACUUCAUUUAUCUCCAGAGACUUCUCCAACCACUUUGCCUCUCCUUUUAAAAAUCCUUGAUGCUGGUGUUUUUGGAAGCUCUGAAGAUUUUGAUCAGCCUAAUUCUGACCAAAACAUGCUGGUGAGACAGACACAAAAGCAAUACUUGUACAAAUUAGACCAGUGGCACUCAGCUCCUUGGAAGAAAACUGUGGAAGUUCCUCUUGUGAUACCACAUAACAGCUCUUAUGUUAAAAAUUUGUCUGCAUAUGCUGUGGAAGAAUUAUGGACCCCAGAGAACAUAAAAUCAAAUUUCAGGAACAUCAACGUGCCAAAGUACUUGGAAUACAGUGAUCUCCCAGGGAAUGAUUUGGAAGCAGAGAGCAAGAGGAUGUAUAAUCAGGUUAUAUUUGAUUUGAGCCAUGAGUUGCUGUGUGCAGAAUAUCGAGUGACUGCAAAGCCAAACGUCUUCCCAUGGAUGGAAAAUGUGGGAUCUCCCUCUUGCAGGCAUCUCUGCAGCAGGACAGAUGUCAGGGAUGUCAAGAUCCAAGAGCUUCGCAAAGAAGAAUCUCAGUGGACUUUCUAUGGUGAUGAUGAAUUAAGAGUGAAGAUGAGGAUGACUGAAGCCAUAUUUGAUAGCUUGAUCCUUGAUACAAUCAGAGUUCUUAAUAAGAUUUAUCUGAAAAAAGCCUCUUUGACAGGUGACUGUGCACCAUCUUUUCUCUUUUAAUCCACUGUGGAACUGGAUAAAAGGAGAUGGCUUCAGAGAGCUGGCACAGGGAAUGGCAGGACCUGGAGCCAGACAAUCAGGUUAAAUGUCUAUAAUUUUAUGCAAAUGAGGCAAAUACUGAUGUGAUGCACUUUAAAUUGGAGAUUUUUCUAUCAGCACCUUCAAUUCCUAACAAUAGAUGUGUGCCUGUAAUUGGGUUAUUUAUCAUGCAAUUCACAGGAGCCCAUUGAAUUUGUACAAUAUCUAAAUGUGGGGUGCUGAGAAUGUACUUUAACAGACAAAAGAGAGGAAAUCAAUACUCUUUUUGUAUUGGCAAAACUGGAAAAAAAGUCAAGAUUUUGACAAGGAAAUAGAAGCAUUUCCUCAGCCUGGUAAUUGUUCACAAUGCUAAUUGCUGUGGUCCCACCUAUUUUGUACUGAGAAAAUCAAAUUUUUGUUAGUUCUUUUUAAAAUAAAUGCUGUGCAAAUAUUUCGUACUGGAAUUCAGAAACUGUUUAUUAUUGAAUAAUUGAUUGUAAAGAGAUCAGAUUUUUUUCCAAUCCUAUUCAUUCAGAGUGUCUUUCAAUAAAAUUAAAAUCAGGAUCAAUAAAGAUAAAUUAUAGAUAAACUUAAGAUUUAAAAAGCAAUACUUGAAAAUCUGCUUGGGGAAUAGAAAGACAUUUUAUAUUUGUAUUUUUAAAUAGUGUUGGCUUAAUUGUUUUUUGUACUUGUUUUCU